CCGGUGCUGAAUAAAAUGAACGAGGAGGCGGUGGGUUAUGAUGAAGGCAAUUAUACUUUUUGCGCGAACACUAAAACAUUGUCGCAAAAACUCUUCGGGGCAUAUUAAUAAAACAAAAGCUCUAAGACAUUAAUAUCGGAAUAUCAACGACGAUCCCCUUAUAGAGUCUAUUCUCUGCGGCCUCUAAAUAGAUGAGACAAGAAGAUCUUGUCUUCCGAACAAGGUAAUGGACAGGAUAAUUAUGCGCAACGAUGUGCAACAAUAGCGGCGCGAGCUUACCGCUCGGUCUAUGGCAUAAUAAGCGCCGGCGUAUUUUGAUCAGAAGGCAACAAGUAGCAGGGCGGGCGAGGCGGGGAGGACGGAGGGUCGCGGCCCGUGCUUGCGCGCGCGCCGGGCACGCGCCCCACCGCUCGCCGCGCCGCCGCGCGCGCGCUACUUAGCGUCGGGGGUGCGCGCCGCCUCCGCCAAUCCACCGGCAACCUCCGCGACGCACGCACACGUGCUCUCAUUCGACAUACUACGAAAAUAAUCAAACACGCGAUGCCUAUGGCGGCGAUUCACACUUACCAAAAUCUCGGUGUGAACCAGAAGCUUACGCAACUGCAGACGGCCGCACCGAGGAGGCUGGCACCUGCUCCUGUAGAUCCCGCACGAUGCAAGAAGAAGUCAUCUUAUCUUCAUCAGCCCUACCCUUCCCAGCCCGCAUCAGUGGCUAGGAGAAACGCCCGGGAACGGAACAGAGUAAAGCAAGUCAACAACGGGUUCGCUGCGCUUCGUCAGCACAUUCCGUCAGCUGUUUCAGCCGCCCUGGCUGGAGGCAGAGGGGCAUCACGGAAGUUGAGCAAAGUUGACACGCUGAGGCUGGCCGUCGAAUAUAUUAAAAGUUUGAAGCGCUUGUUAGAAGAAAGUGAAGAAGGAUGCUCCGACAUGCAGAUUGGUCUGGGGCUUACAAGCAGUGGGGCGCACACACCGCCAUCGUCCGAGGAGUCGCGGUCGCCGGCUCCGUCCCUGGUGUCGGAGAGCUCGACGCCGAACUGUCACGACGCCUACGACUCCUACGAACCCAUGAGCCCUGAAGAUGAAGAGUUGCUUGAUGUCAUAUCGUGGUGGCAGCAACAGUGACAAGAGGAACCGUGCAUUACGGUGAUCAAAGUAUGGCCAUUGAGCGGCCCGGUGAUUGUGAAAAAACGAGUAUUCGCUUGAAGAGCGACCCGAGCGCUGGAGCGCAAGGGACUCCGAGAGAACCUCUAAUUAAGCGCAAUCAGUAUAUUCCUAAUGAGAGGGGAUAAUGGUGGACUAUAACGACCCCAUCGAUGCAUUCCGCCGAGCGCCGCGCGCGCCGACUACUUUUCAUGCCUCCAUGAAAUGUACCGCCAAGACUGAAUCGAUCAUAUGUUCCACAUGAAGCAUUUAGUUAACUUGUAUAUAAGUGAUCGCUGUGCCUUAGUUUAGCCUUAAAUAAUUACCUAAUUUACUUCCAGUAAGACUUAGUUUAGAUAUUAUUAUUGUUAUCUAGUCAUUAUAUAUAAGAAUAUUUUUAUGGCAGGCAUGUUCUCUUUAGCUAUAGGGAGCGUGUCAAAAUUUUUGAAAUAGCUACACUAUAGAUAUUUCCUUUACAAGACAUCUAGGAAACAACAUAUUUCCUUAUUUUAUUGUGAGACAAAGACUUCUCGUAUAUAUAAAUCUAGUACCCUAAGACAGAUUCCUAAUAUUUUAAGUUGUACGCUAAAUAAACAGUACAAUAUUGUUCAUAGUUAAAACAAAAUAUGCCGGUUACUUACCUAUUCAGGUAGUUUCUGUAAGAAAAUAAAGCAUAACUCAUAUA
Cydia fagiglandana is the source of this 1825-nucleotide messenger RNA. RefSeq names its product achaete-scute complex protein T3-like (gene Ash1). The record is from RefSeq and is a predicted model, not a curated record. Bases 541 to 1122 code for a protein of 193 amino acids. Lineage: Eukaryota; Metazoa; Arthropoda; Insecta; Lepidoptera; Tortricidae. The transcript has 2 exons. Gene Ontology annotation, molecular function: protein dimerization activity; DNA-binding transcription factor activity, RNA polymerase II-specific; RNA polymerase II transcription regulatory region sequence-specific DNA binding. Gene Ontology annotation, biological process: developmental process; regulation of transcription by RNA polymerase II.